GGAAAAUGCGACCCGCCAUGCGAUAAUAAUCAUGUUUGUAUUUUAUCUGAAAACACUUGUUCUCAGUGUGGAAAAUAUACGUGUCGACCAAAAGAAAAUCCAAAAUGCGUUACAUGCCUCAAGGCUACAUGCCCAUCAUGUGCCUCUAACUGUGAAUGCUGGAUUCAGAAACGUUUCUGUUAUUCUUGCGAAACUAUUCAUUGCGUCAAAUCUCCAAAAC
This is a messenger RNA of Racocetra persica, 220 nucleotides long. The record is from the annotation of a GenBank genome assembly. NCBI's taxonomy places the organism in Eukaryota, Fungi, Glomeromycota, Glomeromycetes, Diversisporales, Gigasporaceae.